This is a messenger RNA of Lecanosticta acicola, 978 nucleotides long. The record is from the annotation of a GenBank genome assembly. NCBI's taxonomy places the organism in Eukaryota, Fungi, Ascomycota, Dothideomycetes, Mycosphaerellales, Mycosphaerellaceae.
AUGACAAUGCAUUGCACGACCGGAACGCUCCUCAAGACCUUCACAACCCCAUUGACACGACGCGCAUCAACCCUCCCCCCGUCCUUCCUCCUACCCGCCUUCACCACCACAACAACGCUACCGUCCCCUUCCUCCUCCUCCUCCUUCUCCACCACCACCCCCCACCACGCCCGCAAAGACGGCAACCCCUACCGCGGCGUCUCCCCCCUACACCGCUCCGGCCUCAACAAAACCCUCCGCAAAUCCCCCGACUACAAAGGCCUCCGCGACCAACUCCAACGCGGCCUCCCCCAACCCGUCCUCGACCAAUCCAAGCGCUCCGAAGUCGAAGUCGACGAAGACCAUGGCCUCUGGGAAUUCCUGCCGCCGGGCCGCCAUAGCCUGAUGGACCCGUCGGAACUCCGAUCGCACGGACGAGCCUGGACGGCAGCGGAGUUGCGCAAGAAAGAUUGGGAUGAUUUACACCGCUUGUGGUGGGUGUGUCUGAAAGAGGCGAAUAGGCUGCAGACGCAGAAGGCGGAGCGGAACCGGUUGGGGGAGAUGUAUGGGGAUUAUGAGAAUGAUGCUCGGAUGAAAGCGGUAAGUCCUCCCCCCAUGGAAUCAGGAAAAAGCGGGAGAUGGGAGAUGGGAGAUGGGGAGAAAAGGCUAACCCAUUCUUCCUUCUUUUUUUCUUCCUUCUAGACGAAAACCACCAUGGACAAGAUCAGAACCGUUCUCUUGGAGCGAUGGUAUGCCUGGGAGAAUGCCCGGAGCGAAGCCAUGCUGGAUGAGGAAGUCAAUAUGUACGCGGAAUUGGACAACAAUGAGCAGGCGUAUUUUCCCAAGGAGGAGCAGCUUGAGGUGAGUGGUUUCAGGAGGUAUAGAAAGCCCAUCAGGAACUGAUAUUUGCAGGGCGAUGAUGCUACAUCAUCCGCAGAUGGCAGCAGCAGCAGCUUGCCUCCCCCGGAUGGCGCACGACUACUUGAGACUCGAGUAUGA